Messenger RNA from Olea europaea var. sylvestris, 434 nucleotides. RefSeq lists its product as uncharacterized. The coding region runs from base 16 to 387 and encodes 123 amino acids. The record is from RefSeq and is a predicted model, not a curated record. Lineage: Eukaryota; Viridiplantae; Streptophyta; Magnoliopsida; Lamiales; Oleaceae. The transcript has 2 exons. Gene Ontology annotation, biological process: cell fate determination.
AUCACUCUCCAAUCCAUGGAAUUCUUCAGCAAAUUCCAAUGCUUUGUUUUGUUUUUGUUCUUCUUGACCAGAGGUAGUCUGCAGUGCUAUCCUGGAACCCUCAAGGACAUCACUAUUACACAAGUUAGAACCGGAGCGAAAAUGAUGAAUAAACCGGAGUGGAAAGUGACAGUCCAGCAAAAAUGUCAUUGUAGCUUUACAAAUGUGAAAGUACGUUGCCCCGGCUUUGAUUCUGUUGUUAAGCCGUCGCCUUUUAUUAUUUCCAAGUCAGGCCCGGACUUGUGCCUUCUUGACUACGGGAACUCUAUAGGAACAUUCCAUUUCACUUAUGGCUCGGAUCAACCGAUUGCAUUUGUUCCAUAUUCUUUCGUAGAAAAUUGCUCUUGAAUGAAUGAAUUGUUGUUGAUUGCUAGUCUUAUUAUAAUAAAACCUUG